Molecule: messenger RNA, 1465 nt
Organism: Sebastes umbrosus (honeycomb rockfish)
Lineage: Eukaryota; Metazoa; Chordata; Actinopteri; Perciformes; Sebastidae
Gene: hus1
Product: HUS1 checkpoint clamp component
Exons: 8
Coding region: 354-1127 (257 amino acids)
Biological process (GO): meiotic DNA integrity checkpoint signaling; double-strand break repair via homologous recombination; telomere maintenance
Cellular component (GO): checkpoint clamp complex; site of double-strand break; nucleolus
Source: RefSeq, a predicted model, not a curated record
AGACUUCACCACGAAAACUCUCCUUUCUGUUCGUUAGAGAGGAAUAAUCACAUCACAGCGCUCUGAACUCAGACAGGUCUGAGCGCUUUGUGAAGAGGCAGUGACUGUUUUCUGUUCGGCUGACAAGAAGUGGUGAAAUAAAUGCUGAAUAUCCCUCAAAGAGCCGUUUAAUGGAGGUCUACAACGAGAUCUCAGAGUCCAGAUCAGCCGUUGAUCCGGAGUGAAUCCAGUCCAGCUGCUCUGAUCUGUUAAUAGACUAAUGCUUUCAGCUCUAUAGAGAACCACAUUAAAGUGAUCUCUUAUCACACAACAUCACUGGAGGAGUCAUCACCACCAUCUCAAAGCUGACGAAGAUGUGCGUCCUGCGACUGACGCCAGACAACCUGUUCUUCGUUCUGUCCGGUAAAGUGGUCAACGGAGGCGUCAGCAUGUGGUGUGAGCUGUCACAGGCCAACUUCUUCGAUGAGUACCAGAUGGAGGGCGUGUCCUCUGAGGACAAUGAGAUCUGCCUGGAGGUGACUCCAGAGAACCUGUCCAGAGCCCUGAAGACGGUCCAGAACGCCAAAGCCGUCAAAGUUAAACUCACCAAGAAGCACUGCCCCUGCCUCACCAUCGCCGCCGAGCUGCCCACCCUGUCCAGCGUCAGUCGAGUUGUCACUCACGACGUCCCGGUUGACGUCGUCCCCCGGAGACUCUGGCACGAAUUCAAAGAACCGAGCAUGCCAGACUUCGAUGUCAGUAUCUACCUGCCUCCUCUGAAGACAAUGAAGAACGUCGUGGACAGAAUGAAGAACCUCUCCAACUUCCUGGUAAUGGAGGCCAACCUGAACGGAGAGAUGAACCUGAAGAUCGAGACGGAUCUGGUUUCUGUCACCACUCACUUCAAAGACAUGGGAAACCCUCCGUGGGGUGACGACGCCUCCCAGGACGGUGGUCCGUCUCAGAGCAGGGACCCAGAGGCCAUGGCCCAGGCCCGGGUGGACAUCAGGAAGCUGCAGCAGUUCCUCAUGGGACAGCAGGUCAACCCCAGCAAGGCCAUGUGCAAUAUCGUCCAUGAGACGGUCGUCCACCUGAUUCUGCUGCAUGAAGACGUGUCUCUGCAGUAUUUCAUCCCCGCGGUGGCGUAGAUGCUCAGCAGAUCGCCUCAACUUAUCUCUGCUCACUGUGAGUUUGGGGAAAAUGGGCUGUGAACGUGUUUCUGGUGUUUUCCUCACGUGGCAAAGGAUUCCUCUUCUGCAUGGAACCCAUGAGACCAAACUCAGCAUGUCUGGGCGUGUGUCCUCCGUCUUAACGAGCCUGAGGCUGGUUCCAGUCCUCACAGUGGACCUUUGGUAGUAGGAGGGACAUGCUGGUUAAUGCACAUUCAUCAAGGAGGAUUUGGACAGUUCAAAAAGACAACAGCACACAUUCAUUGUUUGAGUUCAGCUGGUUAUGUGCUUGGUAUUAAAAGUGUUUAAAAAUGAAA